UAAAUUCUAACUGACCAUAAUAAUAACAGAAUAAUAUAGUAACCAAGUAAUUAAAAUAAACUAAUACGUGUUGUUAUAGGCACAAAACAAAUAAGUUGUAAUAUAAGAACAGAAGGUAUCUAUAGUUUAAAAGCUCCUAUUAAAUAUUUUAUGACAACUAUAUUUUAGUAAUUUGGAUUUAAUGACUCUAAAAUGAAUGACCUAACUGUUUGUCCUGGAAAGAGAAAGAACUCGUGUGAUGUUUGCGAUAAAUCAUUCAGUGAAAGUGGCAAUUUGACAACACAUCGACGUACCCACACAGGAGAGAAACCAUUUGCAUGCGAUAUAUGCGAUAAAUCUUUUAGUCAGAGUGGCAAUUUGACAACACAUCGACGUACCCACAUAGGAGAGAAACCAUAUGCGUGUGAUGUAUGUGAAAAAUCAUUCAGUGAAAGUGGCACAUUGAAGGAACAUCGACGUACCCACACAGGAGAGAAACCAUUUGCAUGCGAUAUAUGCGAUAAAUCUUUCAGUCAGAGUUGCAAUUUGACAACACAUCGACGUACCCACACAGGAGAGAAACCAUUUGCAUGCGAUGUAUGCGACAUGUCUUUCAGUAAAAGUGGCACAUUGACGAGUCAUCGACGGACCCAUACAGGAGAAAAACCAUACGCGUGUGAUGUAUGCGACAUGUCUUUCAGUAAAAAUGGCACAUUGACGAGUCAUCGACGGACUCACACAGGAGAGAAACCAUACCCGUGCGAUAUAUGCGACAUGUCGUUCAGUCAAAGUGGCUCAUUGACGAAUCAUCGACGGUCUCACACAGGAGAGAAACCAUACAUUUGUGAUGUAUGUGAUAAAUCAUUCAGUGAAAGUGGCAAAUUGACUAGACAUCGACAGACCCACACGGGUGAGAAACCAUAUGCGUGUGAUGUAUGUGAAAAAUCAUUCAGUGAAAGUGGCACAUUGAAGAAACAUCGACGUACCCACACAGGAGAGAAACCAUAUGCGUGUGAUGUAUGUGAUAAAUCAUUCAGUGAAAGUGGCAAUUUGACAACACAUCGACGUACCCACACAGGAGAGAAACCAUUUGCAUGCGAUGUAUGCGACAUGUCGUUUAGUCAAAGUGGCACAUUGACGAGUCAUCGACGGACCCAUACAGGAGAAAAACCAUACGCGUGUGAUGUAUGCGAAAAAUCAUUCAGUGAAAGUGACACAUUGAAGAAACAUCGACGUACCCACACAGGAGAGAAACCAUUUACGUGCGAUAUAUGUGACAAGUCGUUUGCUGAAAGUAGUUCAUUGACGAGUCAUCGACGGACUCACACAGGAGAGAAACCAUACGCGUGUGAUAUAUGUGAAAAAUCGUUCAGUGAUAGUGGCAGAUUGAAGAAACAUCGACGUACCCACACAGGAGAGAAACCAUUUGCGUGCGAUAUAUGUAAUAAAUCUUUCAGUCAGAGUUGCAAUUUGACAACACAUCGACGUACCCACACAGGAGAGAAACCAUUUGCAUGCGAUGUAUGCGACAUGUCGUUUAGUCAAAGUGGCACAUUGACGAGUCAUCGACGGACCCAUACAGGAGAAAAACCAUACGCGUGUGAUGUAUGCGAAAAAUCAUUCAGUGAAAGUGACACAUUGAAGAAACAUCGACGUACCCACACAGGAGAGAAACCAUAUGCGUGUGAUGUAUGUGAAAAAUCAUUCAGUGAAAGUGGCACAUUGAAGAAACAUCGACGUACCCACACAGGAGAGAAACCAUUUGCAUGCGAUGUAUGCGACAUGUCGUUUAGUCAAAGUGGCACAUUGACGAGUCAUCGACGUACCCACACAGGAGAGAAACCAUAUGCGUGUGAUGUAUGCGAAAAAUCAUUCAGUGGAAGUGACACAUUGAAGAAACAUCGACGUACCCACACAGGAGAGAAACCAUUUGCAUGCGAUGUAUGCGACAUGUCGUUUGCUGAAAGUAGUUCAUUGACGAGUCAUCGACGUACCCACACAGGAGAGAAACCAUAUGCGUGUGAUGUAUGUGAAAAAUCAUUCAGUGAAAGUGGCACAUUGAAGAAACAUCGACGUACCCACACAGGAGAGAAACCAUUUGCAUGCGAUGUAUGCGACAUGUCGUUUGCUGAAAGUAGUUCAUUGACGAGACAUCGACGGACCCACACGGGCGAGAAACCAUACAUUUGUGAUGUAUGUGAUAAAUCAUUCAGUAAAAGUGGAUCAUUGAAGAGUCAUCGACGGACCCACACGGGUGAGAAACCAUUUGUAUGCGAUGUAUGCGGUAAAUCUUUCAGUCAGAGUUGCAAUUUGACAAAACAUCGACGGACCCACACGGGCGAUCAACCAUACAUUUGUGAUGUAUGCGACAUGUCUUUCAGUCAAAUUGGCUCAUCGACGAGUCAUCGAUGGACCCACACUGGCCAGAAACCAUAAACAAAUCAGAUUAUCAUAUUAGGGUAGCACAGUUAAUGGGUUCAUUUUGUCAUGUUAUUAUUUCUUAAUAUUAAAUUGCUAAUUUGUCAUAAUCAUACACAAAUAUUACAUUUUUUAUGAAUGUUUGUUAA
Molecule: messenger RNA, 2546 nt
Organism: Acyrthosiphon pisum (pea aphid)
Lineage: Eukaryota; Metazoa; Arthropoda; Insecta; Hemiptera; Aphididae
Product: zinc finger protein 62 homolog
Exons: 1
Coding region: 193-2415 (740 amino acids)
Biological process (GO): regulation of transcription by RNA polymerase II
Molecular function (GO): RNA polymerase II cis-regulatory region sequence-specific DNA binding; DNA-binding transcription factor activity, RNA polymerase II-specific
Source: RefSeq, a predicted model, not a curated record